Molecule: messenger RNA, 1668 nt
Organism: Westerdykella ornata
Lineage: Eukaryota; Fungi; Ascomycota; Dothideomycetes; Pleosporales; Sporormiaceae
Product: mitochondrial carrier
Exons: 5
Coding region: 447-1364 (305 amino acids)
Biological process (GO): mitochondrial L-ornithine transmembrane transport
Molecular function (GO): L-ornithine transmembrane transporter activity
Source: RefSeq, a predicted model, not a curated record
UCAACGCGGAACGGACAAGGGUUGGGGACAUGCUUUCCCCUUUUGUUCCAGGGCACAAUUGUUUCUUCCAGGACUUUAUUAUUACUCUCUGCCAAUUAUUCUGAAAACCCUUUUUUCUUUGGGGAAAAGGUUCUCUCGAAAGGGCAAAGGAAGGGAAGAGAUAAGCAGGGGAAAUACUUGGUAAGGGAAAGAGAUAGCGCGGGGUGAUCUGAUAAGCCGGGGAUUCGGUCGGAGAACUGGUAGCGGACCGCGUUAUUGUCGUUGCUGGAGGACGCAAAUUACCUUUAUCUCGUGUACACUUGGGCGAAAACGAGGGAGAGGAAGAGAAAGAGAUAGCGAUUGUCGAGAGCUUUUGGAGGGGUUCUACGGACAGCAUAUCUUGCCGUUCAUCGGGUAGUGGAGUCGCAUUCGCUUGUCCCCUCAAGUUGGAAGAGCAUUCGUGGAAAAUGACGUACGCGGAGGAAGUCGAGGUCAGGGACGAGGCGCAGGGGCUGAAGAGGACGUUGAAGGAUUUGUUUGCUGGGGCGGUGGGGGGUGUGGCGCAGGUUUUGCUGGGACAGCCUUUUGACAUCGUCAAAGUCCGGUUACAAACCACAUCCCAGUACUCCAAUGCCCUGGACGCCGCCUCCAAAAUCUACAAAAACGAAGGCCCCCUGGCCUUCUACAAAGGCACAUUGACGCCCCUCGUCGGCAUCGGCGCCUGCGUCUCCGUCCAAUUCGGCGCCUUCCACUACGCCCGCCGCGCCUUCGAAGCCCGCAACACCGCCUCGGGCGCCCCCGCCCACCUCUCCUACGCCCAAUACUACGCCGCCGGCGCCUUCGCCGGUCUCGCCAACACAGUCCUCUCCUCGCCCAUCGAGCACAUCCGCAUCCGCCUGCAGACGCAACCGCACGGCGCCGCACGCCUGUACAACGGGCCCGUCGACUGCGUGCGCAAACUGGCCUCGCACGCGGGCGUCUUCCGCGGCGUGUACCGCGGCACGGCGGUGACGUGGCUGCGCGAAGCCCAGGCGUACGGCGUGUGGUUCACGACGUUUGAGUUUCUGAUGAACAGCGACGCGCGGCGCAACCGUAUCAGGCGCGAGGACAUUUCGACGCUCAAGGUUGCGCUGUACGGUGGGCUGGCGGGCGAGGCGCUCUGGAUCGCGAGUUAUCCAUUCGAUGUCGUCAAGAGCAAGAUGCAGAGUGAUGGGUUUGGGGCAGGGCAGCGGUAUAAGAGUAUGAGGGAUUGUUUUCGGCAGACGUGGAAGGGAGAGGGCGUGAGGGGGUUUUGGAAGGGGUUGGGCCCGACGCUGUUGAGGGCGAUGCCGGUUAGUGCGGGGACGUUUGCGACGGUCGAGUUGACUAUGAGGUUGAUUAACUGAGAGGCUGGGUGGAUUUAGGGGGGUGAAGGGAGUCGAUUGUAUUGCCCACGCAGAAACGACAUUCAACAAUCACGGUCUUGGGGUGACGGCUAUGGCGUCGACGGCAUGGUGGGGAUAUCUGGAACGAGUGUCUUCAUCUCAUCAUGAGGAUUCGGCUGACAACGAAGGAUAUAUUCUGAGUAGACUUGGCAGCAUAGAGGAAAGACAUCUAACCAUCAUCAGAGUUUGCAUUGAGACCGUUCCAUAAAGGCGGUUUCAGGUAUAUCGUUCGACUCGUCCGCUUCUCCCUGCUCAUUGCUCCAAC